ACGGGAAAGCCUCUUUGUCCGACUCCAAGUUGCUGUCGGACAGUUGACAACUCAAGCAUCAUUUGCUUCGUGCAGCCAUUGGAGGAAACAUCCACGUGACAUAAAGGAUGGAAGUUCUGAGCAAGUGUCUGGCGAUGAUCUGAGACACAGCGCGGGACUCAGCGGAGGCCAUAUCCCGGAACUACCAGCGCGCACUUACUUUUCCCAAACACGCGCUAAUGCUGGUGAUGUCAGCCGUGUCUCAAGUGAGAUUUACGCUCCCUGGAGCUCCCCGGAGCCCUCGGACAGAGGUCCAAACGUUGCUGGAGAUGCUGGCUCGAGUCAGUGUGAACCAAGUGAGUUUUCCCCUCACUGGCUUUCAACGGAGCACAUACACCCCUGGAUGAGAGAGGCGCGAGCAACCCAGAAACAGAAGGUGGCCAACUUUACCACAAAGACAGGUGAAGCAGAUUGCGGUUCUGAUGGAACCCAUCUCCUGGAGACGGGCAGGAUUGGCGGCUUCAAGGGGAAUGCCAAGCGAGCACGCACAGCCUUCACCACCUCGCAGCUGCUGGAGCUGGAGAAGGAGUUCCACUUCAGCGCGUACCUGUGUCGCCCGCGGCGACUGGAGAUGGCCUCUCUGCUGAAACUCAGCGAUCGGCAGAUUAAGAUCUGGUUUCAGAACCGCCGCAUGAAGUGCAAGAAGGACCACAAGGACAAAGUGAUGGCGGUGGGGAGAAUGAAUGCCCCCACAGCAGACAUGUAUCAUAGCAGUCCAGCUCAUCUCCCAUCUCAGCCCCCACACAAGACUAUUUACACCUGUGAGAGAGGUGACAUAUCUUUACCAUCCCAUAAAUACGUCCUCUGUGAGAUACCUCAUCAUGCCCCAAAGUUAAGCACUGGCUAUUAUUUGCCUGUGGCAACCCAUUUGGAUAAACCCAGAAGCAUUAGACACAUCGGCAGAGGGACACCUAUGGACUUGGAUAUCUCCCAGCCUAUUUUCAGUGUUCAGGACCACGGAUCGGAUCCUUCCGUGGCAUUUUGGCUCGGCGGGUCACACUCGGCCUCAGAGGGGGACAUCAGCACACACCAUCAACAGGUUCAAGGGUUCUCUCUGGCUUCCCAUACACUCACACACCUGUAAAAAAAAAACUUGUAUGUGCUGUGCACCAAAACUCUCCACAGGCGCGUAUGUCUGUCAGAUCCCAGCCAAUAGCACUAACUCUCCCUGACAUGGUGUCCAGUCUGCAGCUUCACACACUCCUACGAGGACUGGGCCUCUCAAACUGUCAGGUCUGUCGUGAGGGGCCAGUAUUUGUAGUUCAGAGGAUGGUGAUUUAGAGGGAAAUGUUAACUUUAAUAAACUCCAUACCUGGAGUGUUUCAGGGAGGGUGCCGAGAGGAGCCUUCGACUCGUUAUCAGUGUAUGAAUGGGAGGUUCUGGCUGCGGACACUGUUGGCUCUCCUUGAUAUAUUGCCCUUGGCUUGUUGUGUAUGGAUCCAGGCCAACUCCCAUGUUUUUAUUUGUGCAACCCAGAAAAAAUAUAUUACGAAAGGGAGGCCUUGUCAUCAUCUUAAGGCUUACAUGUAUCUUUUUGUUUUGCAAAUAUUAAAGUACAAUUCCAGGAUGUGCAUAUUUCAGUGGUUUGACGUAAUCCAUCACAAACCUUAUUGGUAAGCUAGUAUGGAUUUUGUAUGAUAAACAGCCAGUUCCAAGUUGAACUGAAAAAGAGCAAAUCGACUGAACUGAACUUUCCUGUCUUGUGCCUCAUUUGAACAUCGGGGAAGAGAUCGGUCUUAUCAAGCUCUAUGGGUAUUUGUAUAAUCAAGGCAACUUCUGAGAACUACAGCCGUUAUUAUUGUCACAUUGACAUUGACGUAAAUGCAUGUUUAAUGUAUUUGCUAUAUGCUCUAGUUUAUGCAUUUCCCGGGGAUUUUAGAAAGCUUAAUAUACCAUGUUUUAUGGAAGGGAAAUUGAAAUAUCUCUAGCAAUAUUAUUACCAGAAUAUGGGGAUGAUUUUGCUUGUGUAUAUGUUCUAUGGCUUUGUCAUUUCGAGAGUAUAAUUAUUCUCUUGUUUUGGGGACUAUUGGUGAAAUGUACAUGAAGCAGGGUUUGAUAAUGGCUUAUGAUAAUGGCUAAUGAUUUCCAUUUUGUGUAAUAAAAGGAUGGUGGGCCAUAAAAAACAAUAA
Clupea harengus (Atlantic herring) is the source of this 2168-nucleotide messenger RNA. It is a transcript of the gene hoxc3a, whose product is annotated as homeobox protein Hox-D3-like. The coding region runs from base 383 to 1123 and encodes 246 amino acids. The transcript has 3 exons. Gene Ontology annotation, cellular component: nucleus. The record is from RefSeq and is a predicted model, not a curated record. Lineage: Eukaryota; Metazoa; Chordata; Actinopteri; Clupeiformes; Clupeidae. Gene Ontology annotation, biological process: regulation of transcription by RNA polymerase II. Gene Ontology annotation, molecular function: DNA-binding transcription factor activity, RNA polymerase II-specific; RNA polymerase II cis-regulatory region sequence-specific DNA binding.